CGGGCGCGGUACGAGAGGCGGGAGAAAAGGGCUCCAACUGUCCGCCCUGCGCUGCCCGCCGCCCCUUCGGGAGGGGUCCUGCGAGGCCGAGGCACGCUGUCUUGAAGAAUGUCGGGAAGCUUCUACUUCGUGAUAGUUGGCCAUCAUGACAACCCCGUGUUUGAGAUGGAAUUCCUGCCUCCUGGAAAAGCGGAGUCCAAGGAUGAUCAUCGCCAUCUCAACCAGUUCAUUGCCCAUGCUGCUCUUGACCUAGUAGAUGAGAACAUGUGGCUUUCUAACAACAUGUAUCUGAAGACUGUGGACAAGUUUAAUGAAUGGUUUGUUUCUGCUUUUGUCACGGCUGGACAUAUGAGAUUUAUAAUGCUUCAUGACAUAAGGCAAGAAGAUGGAAUAAAGAACUUCUUUAAUGAUGUAUAUGACUUGUAUAUAAAGUUUGCAAUGAACCCAUUUUACGAACUCAAUUCACCAAUUCGAUCCAGUGCCUUUGAAAGGAAAGUGCAGUUUCUUGGGAAGAAGCACCUUUUGAGCUGAAUAAAUAACUUUCCUGAGUGAGUCCUUUUCCAUGCUUCCCUGAUUUGAACUGUAGUUCUGGGUAGUUCUCAGCAUGCUGGAUAUCCAUCUUCCUGAAGAUUGACAAAUUGGAUGCUGAAGUAGCUUUUCUUCUUGUUGAUACAGAUAAAACAGCCAAGUUCUCUGGUUAAAAAAUGUACCUUAAGGAGUUUGUCUUACAAAAACUAAGUGUAACAGUGUCUGGGCUGAAUAGGUACGAAGUGAGGUAUGUCAGUGCAUGUGCGAAGUCUCUUACAGUCUCUUACAGAGGGUAAGAGGACAUCUGAUCUAAACACUGAAGGCUUCUGAAUCUCUUGUGAGUUGAUUUAAUAUGAGCAAAAGGGUGUUUUUUAUUUUAUUGGCCUAAAUGGAUAAAUCUGUUGUGAACUCUUCUACUUAGUCUUUUCCUAGAGAAUGUACUCUGCAGGCUAACUGGACUCUUCAUAGUAUUAAAUAAGGCAUAUAUUAAACUUCAACAUAAUAGAUGUAUUAUGAAGCCCUAAAUUAAAAUAAAAAAAAAAAUCCGCAAGGCUUUGUCUUCAGCAUUUUGGCAAGUUUUACUUUAAAAAAAAAAACUUCCAAGGUUUGUUUUUUAAACUUAAGGUUGCAAAUGUCUCACGUUUGGCACAACAGGUGCUUAGAGCUGCAGUGUUGCAUGAAUGAAAUGCACAGAGCAGAUCACAACAGCUGUCUGCACUGACUUCAAAUCUAAUUCACACAUGGAAAAAAAAAACCAAACAAACCCAACAACUAAACUUAGGUGUUUAAACCCCCAUCUUUCUAUUAUCUCUGCAAGUGCUGAAAUACUCCUUUUGAAAGGGUAUUUAUUUCUACUGGGAUCUUUGAACCUCCAGUAAGAUUUCAGAAGGACUUUGCUGGGCCUCUUUGGCUACUAUCUCAUUCUAAAAUGUGGUUAUGUACUUUUUUUUUUCUUUUUUUUUUUUUUGCAAAACUUCAUUUUAAACUACUGAUUUUUUAAAGGGGUCAUUCAGCAUAUAUAUACCUACUAUUUUGGCUGGUUUCACAAUUGGUUAGUCACAAUCUUUUGUGAAAUCUGUUUCUUUCUGCAGAACGUGUCUGAUAAGCAAUUUCCAAAGGAAGAGGCACACUAUUCUAAAUAAAUAAAUACAUCUUGUGUAGUUUGUGUACUAAAGGGACCACAGAUGUAGGCACUUUAUGUACAACCAGUUAUUAUUUCUUUGUAAUUUAUACGUAAUGCUGAAGCAUCACUGUAAAAUAUUCCCUGUGAGAAGCAACACUGUGCAAUAUAGAAUGUGAUAUUUACCUUAAAUAAAAGGAGGACUGAUGCAGCA
Messenger RNA from Lagopus leucura (white-tailed ptarmigan), 1862 nucleotides. It is a transcript of the gene TRAPPC2, whose product is annotated as trafficking protein particle complex subunit 2. The transcript has 5 exons. The coding region runs from base 109 to 531 and encodes 140 amino acids. The record is from RefSeq and is a predicted model, not a curated record. NCBI's taxonomy places the organism in Eukaryota, Metazoa, Chordata, Aves, Galliformes, Phasianidae. Gene Ontology annotation, biological process: endoplasmic reticulum to Golgi vesicle-mediated transport. Gene Ontology annotation, cellular component: TRAPP complex; nucleus; cytoplasm.